AGCUGCGGGCCGGGGCGCCGGAGCCGGGCUGGCCCUGCCCGCGCUGCUCGGGGACCAUGGGAUGCUGCACCGGGCGCUGCACCCUCAUCUUCCUCUGCGCUUUGCAGCUGCUUGCUGCAUUAGAGAGGCAAGUGUUCGAUUUCCUGGGAUACCAGUGGGCCCCUAUCCUAGCCAACUUCCUCCACAUCAUCAUCGUUAUCCUCGGCCUGUUUGGCACUAUUCAAUACAGACCUCGCUACAUAGUGGUGUAUGCCAUCUGGACUGCAGUUUGGGUCACCUGGAACAUCUUCAUCAUCUGCUUUUACUUAGAAGUGGGAGGGCUCUCAAAGGACAGUGAACUCCUGACAUUCAACAUUUCCCGGCACCAAUCAUGGUGGAGUGAAAAUGGUCCUGGCUGUGUAAAGAAGGAGGCUUCAAUGUCUGGCAUCAAAGGGCUGGAUGGCCAUUCCUACAUCUCUGUGAUAGGCUGUGCCUUGGAGUACCGCUACAUUGAGGUGAUGCACAGCUCCUUCCAGAUCCUGAUCGCGUUGGUGGGCUUUGUCUAUGCCUGUUAUGUCGUUAGUGUUUUCACAGAAGAAGAAGACAGCUUUGAUUUCAUUGGUGGAUUUGAUCCAUUUCCUCUCUACCAUGUCAAUGAAAAACCCACCAACCUUUUGUUCAAGCAGACAUACCUGCCUGCAUAAGUAAGAGGAGCCAGAGGAUGGAUAAACCUUGCGCUCCAAAGGUGCUGCAAGAAACAAUGCCCUGUGGCCUGGAUCUUUGGCAGAGGAAAUGCAGGAUGGUGAACUCCAUUCCAUUUUUUGUUCCUUUUCUUCUUUCCAACUGCAAUGAAUGUACAUUGAAGAAUGGCCAUGAGGUUGGGGCUUAAUUCUCCAAGUGCCCUGAUGAACCAUUCCUACCAUAGUUUGGUGGUACCAGCUGAUAAAUGGCACAGGCCUGAAGACCUCCAGCAGAACACAUUCACCAAGAGCCUCUCUCAAGAGAGACAGGCGGAGUUGGAGCUGCUUCCUUACGCCAUGGAUCCAUAAAGGAGGAAGCACUGCAUAAUACCCUGGGACACUGCAUAUGUUCCGUAGUUAGUUUCUACCCCUUCUUUCCCUUGUUCUGAAAAGAGCCUAAAACCCCUAACACAACUUCAUUUCCUCCCUGCCUGGCUAGAACUAGGUGGGGGCUAUUUACAUUUGAGUUCUUUAGGCUUUUUGAGGUUUUUUUAAGUUAUAGAUGAGAACUCUUCCCUUCUUCCCUGCCCCAUCCAGGACUCCCUCAUUCUCUAUUCUUUAGACAUUGUCAGCACCUUAGCUUAGGCAUUUGUCCUGGAUUUCAGCAUUCAGCAACUUAACUCCUAUAAUGCUGAACAGCUAAAAACUAGUGCAACCACCAAAUCUUUACUCAGCAUGGAGCUUUGCCCCAUUUCAACAUGCCAAGCCAUUCUCAGAGCAGCUGUAACGUACUCUGGGUUUGCCCAUCUACAUAAAAUUAACACUGGGGUAGCCAUAUACACAGCUGAAGCCUGCUACAGGACACUGGAAGAGGCCUAAUUCUUCAUGGAUCGUAGAUUUUUGGACCUGCCUUCUUCACUGAGCAGCCGCUCUUAUUCCAGGCACAAGACUGGCACCAUCCUGAUGGGUUUUCUUGUGACAGGAUAAUUUUGAGGGGAGGGAAUGGGCUGAGGGAAAGAGGGAAUAUAAGUGUAAUUAAGUUGCAUUAAUGAGCUGCAGCAAUUAAUAAAACAAUAAACAAUGCAGUUUUGUUAGCUCCAUCUCCCAGCAUAUGAAGUGUCAAGCAGAGACAGAGCACUUGUCACCAUCCGUGGCAUUCUUUAGCUGGUACAUUCCAAGUACUAUU
This is a messenger RNA of Melopsittacus undulatus (budgerigar), 1845 nucleotides long. RefSeq names its product sodium/potassium transporting ATPase interacting 4 (gene NKAIN4). Bases 57 to 683 code for a protein of 208 amino acids. Gene Ontology annotation, biological process: regulation of sodium ion transport. The record is from RefSeq and is a predicted model, not a curated record. The transcript has 7 exons. NCBI's taxonomy places the organism in Eukaryota, Metazoa, Chordata, Aves, Psittaciformes, Psittaculidae.